AAAUAUCUUUUACCAAACGGCUUUUUUUCCUAAUAAUCGUGUGGUCUUUGGCUGUAAUCUCCGCGACUCAAAUCUCUCUCUCUAGAUUAUCUCAUAUUCGCUCGCUUGCUCCACCAUUGGCUUAUCCUCGCUUCUUGAGUGCUCCCUAAUUUCUCUGAAUUUCGAAACUCUUGCCUGAGACAAUCGCAGCUUUGAAUGCGAAUCUUUUGAUUCCUUUCAUUCGCUGUGAUUUUACUGUAUCAUUACCUUCCGGCGGAAUAUGUUUAUUUAUCUUCUUCAUCUUUAUGUUCCUAGACGAAUGAGCUUUUGUCACAGUUGGCUUGAUUUUCACCUCAACGCCCAAUGAAUAGUUCGUGCACCGAUGCUUUUGAAUAGACAUGGCUUCUGCUACUUCAAUGUCAGUUUCUAUUGAAUGUGUGAAUAUAUGUAAGUCUUGGAAAGGAGAUGUGAGUGGGAGAUUCGACUGUAGUGUGCUAUCUUGUGCCUGGAAGGCGCCAAGGGCCUUGACUGGGUUCCUUGCCAGCACAACUCAUCCUUCUCGGUGUUCCUCUACUCUUUAUGGACGAUAUGGAAGAAGAAAUCGUCUCCACCGAUGUAGAUGUUAUACUUCUGAUGUGGACGAACGCUACUCUGAUGAAGCUCUGCAAGGAGUCCCUGGCUCAAGGCUUCUACUAUCUACUUCUAGCAAAUGGAAAUUAUGUUGCUCUUUAUCAUUUUCUUCAGAGUCUUGUGAAGAGAUAUCUCCUGAAAGUUUGUGGGAGGAUCUUAUACCUUCUAUUUCAUAUCUUUCUUACAAAGAAUUGGAAUUGGUUCGCAAGGCUUUGAAUCUUGCUUUUGAGGCACAUGAUGGUCAAAAGCGUCGUAGUGGAGAGCCCUUUAUUAUUCACCCAGUUGCAGUUGCACAGAUCCUUGGACAGCUUGAAUUGGAUUGGGAGUCAAUUGCUGCUGGGUUAUUACAUGAUACUGUGGAAGAUACAAAUGUAGUUACUUUUGAAAGAAUAGAGAAGGAAUUUGGUCCGACAGUUCGGCGUAUUGUUGAAGGGGAGACUAAGGUAUCCAAGCUCGGAAAGAUCAAGUGCAAGGAUGAAAGCCAUGUGCAGGAUGUCAAAGCUGAUGACCUUAGACAGAUGUUUCUUUCCAUGACGGAGGAGGUCCGUGUUAUAAUUGUAAAAUUGGCUGAUAGAUUACAUAAUAUGCGCACUCUUUCACAUAUGCCUCCACACAAGCAGUCUGGCAUCGCAACAGAGACGCUGCAGGUUUUUGCUCCUUUGGCAAAACUUCUUGGAAUAUACCAAAUCAAG
Messenger RNA from Nicotiana tabacum (common tobacco), 1301 nucleotides. The record is from RefSeq and is a predicted model, not a curated record. NCBI's taxonomy places the organism in Eukaryota, Viridiplantae, Streptophyta, Magnoliopsida, Solanales, Solanaceae.